AUGUCUGCAAGUCACGUGAGAAAAGCUCCACCUGCCUCUCUCUCGUUCAUUCGGGUUUGUUCCUUCGUCCUCCCUCUGCUACUGCUACCCGAUAGCGAUGGAGAUCGAGCUCGUAUUUAUAUCCCAACCAAAAAUCCACACAUUAAUUCGAAAAGACUUCCCUACAAAGUAGCCUUUGAUCGCUUCCUCCGAUUCUCAGAACCGCCAAAUGCUCCCAACCCUAGCUCAUCCAAUUCCAGUUCUCUUUCUAAGAUCGCGAUCGAGCACAAUCUCCAGAUCGCUAAGAUUUUGAGUGUUUGGCCGGUGGUUUUCCUUUUCCGCACAAUGGGAGACACUUUGCGUAGAAUCCCUCAAGAGGCCAAUGCUGCUAUGACUGGAGGGAAAAAGAAGUCACAUGAUCAUAUAGUUGCUUCUCGCCCCAACGCCUCUUUGCAGCACAUAAAUUCGCUUCGAAUCGGGAAUGGAGCUGCGAGCCAGGUGGCAUUGUUUUUGCUCAAAAUGGCCGCAUUGGAGACAGUAAGGAGGUUCUCAAGGGCCAAGUGCCCUUGGGCAUGGCGUGGCUUUCAGGCUUUGCAAUUUCUGUGCUAUCCACCGUUCAAGUGGUUUCAACGAUUUGCCCCUUUCAAGGCUUUGGUCAAUGGCAUGCAGGUAGUUUCAAAACCAUUACUAGUGCUCUCCAUUGCAACGACUUUCUCUGAUGAAGCUGAACUCUUUAAUAGAACCUCUGAUGGCAUCAACAAUUCUGAUGCAUGUUCAGAAGUGGACUCAGAAGCAUCCUCUGAGUGUGUCAACGAUUCUAAUUUGGAUACAAGGAUUCCUGAUGAAUUUCCUCAAAAUGUACAACCUGAAAUGUGGUUGACACAACUCCACAAAGAGCUGGAAACACAAGGGAUUACAUUGCCAGAAAGAAUUGAUGAGGAGGAACUUCGCAGGUUUUACACUGCUGCAAACGGAGACUUCUCUUGCUUGCUAUCUUCAAUAAAGAAGACGAUCAAAUGGAGGGAGACUUAUGGAAUUCUUUCUGUACAGGAGCUUGAGAUGUGGUCAAAUAUGGUUUUCUGGCAUGGAUUUGAUGUGAAACACAGACCUUGCCUCAUUGUACGACUUGGGCUAGCUUGCACCAGCUUGCCAUCUCAUGAUAGACCACGCUUUGCUCAAGCAAUCAUUUCUCAAGUAGAGCACGGUGUCUUUCAUUUGCUUGAUGCCAACAAUGCUCAAAUUACAGUUGUGGUAGAUUGUGAAGGUCUAUCUCCAUUGAAAAUUCCCAUGCAAGUUAUGAGGACUUGUUCUUCCCUUUUGCAAGAUCACUUCCCCAACCGUCUUGGCUGUCUGUUUGUUAUACAGCUUCCUCCAGUGCUUCGCGUUAUUGCUCAAACUUUUAUACAAGUUUUGAAACCUUACACCCGACAGAAGUUGAGAAUUGAAGGCGAGAUGUACCGGAAGAUUCUAUCUGAGUACCUUGAGACACUUCCAUCAUAUCUUGGUGGCAAAUGCAUGUGCAAAAUAUGUUCAGAUAUUAGCAUCACAGAUAUGCAGCAGCCUCACGCAAAUGAAAUGGCCAUGACAGAGCAGAGACCAAAUGUGCGUGAGGGUGGGAAUCCAGUCACAGCCCAUCCAACUUAUGAGGCCGAGGUUGACAUGGACCGCAAUUGUGAUCAGGUGCUGAGAACUGCGAUAGUUGGCAUCCUUAUGAUUUGGGUUUUCAUAGCAUUUAUUGCUGGAUUUAUCGACCCUGAAAGCCGUCCCAUUUUUCCAAAGUGA
Messenger RNA from Prunus armeniaca (apricot), 1761 nucleotides. Lineage: Eukaryota; Viridiplantae; Streptophyta; Magnoliopsida; Rosales; Rosaceae. The record is from the annotation of a GenBank genome assembly.